Messenger RNA from Phytophthora sojae, 1763 nucleotides. RefSeq names its product aldehyde dehydrogenase. The transcript has a single exon. Bases 1 to 1620 code for a protein of 539 amino acids. Gene Ontology annotation, biological process: aldehyde metabolic process. Gene Ontology annotation, cellular component: cytoplasm. NCBI's taxonomy places the organism in Eukaryota, Oomycota, Peronosporomycetes, Peronosporales, Peronosporaceae. Gene Ontology annotation, molecular function: aldehyde dehydrogenase (NAD+) activity. The record is from RefSeq and is a predicted model, not a curated record.
AUGCCGCCAGUCGCCAAUCAGCCCAGUACCCCGCAGAACCCCGCCAGCUACGUGGCCAUCUCGGACGCUACCGACAUGUACGGCUCCACGACGGACGUGCCGCCGCUGCCGGAUGUUGCCAAGCAAGACACCCACGCGGACGUGCAGGCUCUGCGCGCCAGCUUCGCCUCGGGCGCCACCAAGGACGUGCGCACGCGCCGGUCGCUGCUGCGCGCGCUGCAGCGGCUCGUGGACGAGAACGAGGCGCUCAUCAGCGACGCCGUGUGGAAGGACCUGCACAAGCACCCGCUGGAGCUGUUCGCCUGCGAGGUGUCGCUGCUCAAGGCCGAGAUCCAGGACUAUAUCGACUACGUGGACGACUGGGCCAAGCCCAAGCUCAAGCCCACCAACAUCGUCAACCUGCCGGGGCUGUCGUACGUGCGCCCCGAGCCACUGGGCGUCGUGUGCGUCAUCGGCACGUGGAACUACCCCGUGAACCUGCUGCUGAUGCCGCUGGUAGCCGCGCUGGGCGCCGGCAACUGCGUCGUCGUGCGUCUGCCGGGGGACGACACCACGCGCCACCUCAACAACGUGCUGAUCCAGCUCUUCGACAAGUACAUGGACAAGCGCUACGUGCGCGUGGUGUACGGAGGCGUGGAGGAGACCAAGAAGAUGCUGCAGGAGCGCUACGACCUCAUCUUCGCCACGGGCGGCAACUUCCUGGGCAAGAUCGUGGCCCAGGCGGCCGCGCAGUACUUGACGCCGACGGUGCUGGAGCUCGGAGGCAAGUCCCCGUGCAUCAUCGACGGUACAGCUGACUUGAAGCUCGCGGCGAAGCGUAUCGCGUGGGGAGCCUUCGUCAACGGGGGCCAGACAUGCGUCCGCCCGGACUAUUUGCUGGUGGACGCGACGAUCGGUGACCAGUUCAUUAAGUUGCUGGAGGAAGAAGUGGCUGCGCAAUACGGCGGCGAGAACGUGAAGGAGUCGGACAGCUUCGGGCGCAUUGUCAACCAGCGGAUGUACGCUCGUCUGGCGCUCAUCUUGGAGAAGGACCGCCAGCAUGUGAGCUACGGCGGGGACAGCGACGACAAGCAGCGCUUCAUCUCGCCCACGCUGUUGAACUUCCGCACGAACUUCGACUCGUUUGUAUCCAGCGCGUCGAUGAGUGAGGAGAUCUUCGGCCCGUUGCUGCCAAUCUACUACUAUGGUGCUGGCGACUUGGACGAGGCCAUCAACUUUAUCACUGCGCGUGAGAAGCCACUCGCGCUCUAUCACUUCAGCUCGAACGGCGCGAACAAAGAGCGGGUGGUGAAUGAGACCUCCGCUGGCAGUAUGAUGCUGAACGACGUCCUCAUGCAGCUCUCGAACGCUCAUGUCCCUUUCGGCGGAGUCGGCAACUCCGGUAUGGGCGCCUACCACGGCCACCAUGGUUUCGAAGCGUUCUCCCACUACAAGACGGUGAUCUACAAGAAUGGAAUGCUAGAUCUUCCGCAGCGCUACGCACCAUACACCCCAGCCAAGAAGUUCAUUCUGAGCAUCGCCAUGUACCCGUUCACCCGCCUGCACAUGCGCAUCCUGAAGUCGCUUGGCUUCGCAGCGGUACUCGCCAUCAUCGCUGUCAUUAUCAAGUUCUCGGUCUGAGCUCGCGCUUUGUUAAGCAAAUGCUGUAGGCCGCUUUAUUGAAAUCUCUUCCUUUUUAUUCAGAACUAACUAGCCACGCAGUGGGCGUAGUUGCAUACCACAAUUCAAGCAGUCUCGUCUUAACUAACUACUUUCUGGUGUCU